UACUAACGGAAACCUGUUAAUUUGUUUACUUCUUUUCCAUACAAAAAACUUGAAUCAAUGCCCCCGCGGUUGCCGUGCGGUCACGUCAGGAAUUUUUUGCUGCCAGGACAGAUAGCUCGAAGAAUGAGCUCCCAACCAAGUGUAUACGUGACACGUCCGGAUGUGGACGACAGCGGUCUGGAGUUGCUGCGCAAGAGUUGCCAGGUGAGCACUUGGAAUGAGACCUUCCCGGUGCCCCGCCCUGAACUGAUCCGCGGGGUGGCCGGAAAGGACGCCCUUUACUGCGCUCUAACUGACAAGGUCGACAAGGAAGUCCUGGAUGCUGCGGGCCCCCAGCUGAAGUGUGUGGCCACAAUAUCCGUAGGCUAUGACCACAUCGACGUGGAGGAGUGCAAGAAACGUGGCAUUCGCGUGGGCUUCACCCCGGACGUACUCACAGAUGCCACGGCGGAACUGACGCUCGCCCUUCUCUUGGCCACCAACCGGCGACUGUUCGAGGCCAACAAACAGGUGUACAACGGUGGCUGGAAGUCGUGGGCCCCGAUGUGGAUGUGCGGUCAGGGACUGAAGGGCUCUCGAGUGGGCCUGCUCGGCUUCGGGCGCAUCGGCCAAGAGAUAGCGGCACGUAUUGUGCCCUUCAAGCCGGCGGAGAUAACCUACACAACCCGUUCGCCACGACCCCAGGAGGCAGCAGCCGUGAAUGCCCGGCACGUCGACUUUGACGAGAUGCUUCGCAACUCAGACUUUAUCGUAGUCUGCUGCGCCCUAACCCCGCAGACCAAGGAGAUCUUCAAUGCUGCUGCGUUCGAGAAUAUGAAGUCCAACUGUAUUCUUAUCAACACAGCGCGUGGUGGGGUUGUGGACCAGAAGGCUUUGUACGAGGCACUGAAGUCAAAGAAAAUUCAGGCCGCUGGUCUGGAUGUCACUACGCCGGAGCCCCUUCCAUUGGACGACCCGCUCCUCGAGCUGGACAAUGUGGUAAUCCUUCCUCAUAUUGGCAGUGCUGACAUCGAAACACGCAAGGAAAUGUCCCGAAUCACGGCCAGAAAUAUACUUGCUUCUCUCGCUGGCGAGAAAAUGGAAGCUGAAGUAACAGUCUAAACUGUAAUCUUUUUAUUCUCAUAACGACGUUUUAUGUAAAAUGUAUGAGCUUUAUGGGAAUAAAAGUUUGGAUUUAUGUUUGAGUUGUAGAAAUUUAAAUAAACCACUUUGAUGAUAUCGACUUAAAAAUAAAGAUGUAUUCUUCGGAAUGAA
Messenger RNA from Drosophila biarmipes, 1254 nucleotides. Its product is annotated as glyoxylate reductase/hydroxypyruvate reductase. The record is from RefSeq and is a predicted model, not a curated record. Gene Ontology annotation, cellular component: cytosol. The transcript is spliced from 2 exons. Gene Ontology annotation, molecular function: NAD binding; hydroxypyruvate reductase (NADH) activity; hydroxypyruvate reductase [NAD(P)H] activity. The coding region runs from base 58 to 1101 and encodes 347 amino acids. NCBI's taxonomy places the organism in Eukaryota, Metazoa, Arthropoda, Insecta, Diptera, Drosophilidae.